Messenger RNA from Stylonychia lemnae, 1233 nucleotides. The record is from the annotation of a GenBank genome assembly. Lineage: Eukaryota; Ciliophora; Spirotrichea; Sporadotrichida; Oxytrichidae.
AUGAGAGUAUAUCGAUUUGAGUUAACUCCACAUUUUCUUAAGGGCAUAAGCAAUGUUUUCGCAGGAUUCUUCAUUAUGCUUUUUGAUAGCUCUAUCGAUGAAAGCACUGCAUUUAUGAUUUUGCCUUGCGAGAUUUUAACAAUGACUGUAUUGUUUCCUUUUGGAAGUUGGCUAGCAAAGAGAAUUGAUGGAAGAAUUUAGCUUUCAAUCGGUUGUGUGAUAGGUUUGUCUACAGCUCUAGCUUCUUCUUACUGUACAAACUUUUGGGCCUUCUUCGUAUUGUAUGCAGGAGGUUUUGGUGUUUGUAAUGGUUUCGCAUAUGUCGUUCCAGUGUACAGUGGGUGGCGUUACUUUAAAGAUAACAAAGGUUUAGUAACAGGAAUCGUUCUCUGUGGGUUUGGUUUCGGAGCUUUCUUCUUUAAUUUGAUAUCAACUGCUGUUGUGAAUCCAAAAGGAUUAGAUUCUAAAGAUGGAUUGUUUCCAGCUGAAGUAGCAAAUAAUGUUCCUAAAAUGAUAAGAGUGCUCACAAUAUGCUGGGCUUGUAUCUCUGCUAUAUCUAUUCUUUUAUUCUUCCCUUACUAAGAACCUCCAAAAUAACAAUAAGCAAUAUCUAGAGGGGUAACAAUGGACGAUGAGAAACUUGAAAAUCUAAAACGAAAAUAGCUUAAUCAGAGAAAGAGAUUCCCGAAAGUAAAGUAACUCUUGGCCAAUGUCUUCGUUCAAAGUAUUAUGGGGUAUUUUGUUAUCAAUACUUUUAAAUCAUUUGGGCAAAAGCAUAUUAAUGAUGACAAGUUCUUGACAAUAGUGGGUUCUGUGUCUUCGGUAUUUGGAGGACUUAGAUUUAUAUGGUCAUACUUUGUAGACUUUACUAAUACAUUUAGAAAGCCCUAUUUUAUACUCUUAUGUGUUUAACUUAUCUUUGGCUCUACUCUUGUCCUAGUGAGUAAUAUUGAAUCGCUAUUUUUUAUUUGGGUUUGCAUCAUAGUUUGGUGCGAAGGUGGCCACUUCUCUUUAGUCCCAACUGCUGUGGCUAGAAUGUUUGGUGAGCACGCACCGAUCGUUUAUGGCUUCGCAUUUUCUUUUGGAAGUAUACCGCAAAUUAUAAGUAGUAUCAUGGUUAAAUUCUAUUUGAAAGAUAUUGGGUAUGAUGCUUUUUACUAUGCAAGUGCUGCAGCUACUUUAAUAUCUUUGAUCAUAUUAAUCUUUUUCUUUGAGGAAAAAAAGGUGUGCUGA